AUGCAUUUUUUUGCCGACAGUGGUGGUAUCAUACUCAAACUCCCAAACGGCGACUUGGCUCCACUAUCAGCCAAGCAACUAGCAUGGUUGAUAGAGACAGGACACAUCAGGCUCCCAGAAAUAAGAGAGAAAGAUAUCAGUGAUAAGAGCAAGGCUGAUAGGUGUACCAAGGCCUUGGCUUGUUGUCAAACUACAUGGUUCCUGGUCAAGCUCGUUUGCCGCAAGGUUGAGAACCUCCCAGUGAUACCAUUGGAGCUUGCCAGUGUUGCCCUUGCUCUAACAUCUCUCACAACUCUCUCAUUCUGGUUUCGAAAGUCAAUGGAUGUCCAGCAACCGUAUAUAAUCAAGAUGAGUCGGUCAUCAUCCAGUCUUAGGGAGACAGUGAUAGAUAAUGCCACAGAGAUCUAUAUCAACGUUGCUGCACUAGAGCAAGCGGAGCCACGAGCCUACAUAUCCCAUAAAUGGUCCGGCCGCCUCCUUUCUCUCAUCUGUCGCAUGGGCCUACAAAAGCAAUAUAUGGACCGUAUACCAAACGACCGCGAUCCACAAAUCCUCGGAUUCCGCCAGCAUGCUACUCUAGGCGUCGCCACAGCGGCAUUUGCCUCCAUCCAUUUUAUCGACUGGCACUUUCCCUUCGCAACCAACGCUGAAGCUAUCAUUUGGCAGGUUAACUGCUGCGUCAUGUGGGCUCUGCUUGCAGGCUAUGGUGGUGCCGAAGUGAUAAUCUGUUGUAUGGAGAAAUACCAAAACCUAGGAAUGGAUACGGCAGGUGGGUACAAGUUAAGAUGGCCGGUAUGCCUCUGGUUUUUGGUACCUGCCAUCACGUACUUCUGGGCGAGGUUGGUGCUGAUUGUAGGGGUUUUUGUGAAUUUGAGGAGUCUGCCUGACGAAGCAUUUGUGCAAGUACAAUGGAAUAGUAUAGGCUGCUGA
Penicillium coprophilum is the source of this 930-nucleotide messenger RNA. RefSeq lists its product as uncharacterized. Bases 1 to 930 code for a protein of 309 amino acids. The record is from RefSeq and is a predicted model, not a curated record. The transcript has a single exon. NCBI's taxonomy places the organism in Eukaryota, Fungi, Ascomycota, Eurotiomycetes, Eurotiales, Aspergillaceae.